Messenger RNA from Miscanthus lutarioriparius, 1488 nucleotides. NCBI's taxonomy places the organism in Eukaryota, Viridiplantae, Streptophyta, Magnoliopsida, Poales, Poaceae. The record is from the annotation of a GenBank genome assembly.
AUGGCCAUCAACUCGGGCGGCGGCGGCAGCGGCGGAUCGAAGAGGCAAAAGGUGGAUGGGCUGGAUGACCAGUGCGAGGCGGAGGGUUCGGAUGCGAUCCCGUUGGACCGCAUCUCGGCGCUGCCGGACGAGCUGCGGCUGCGCGUCCUGACGCACCUCCCUCUCAAAGACGCCAUCCGCACGGGGGCGCUCGCUCGCGGGUGGCGCGACCUGUGGAGGGGCCGGUGGGCGCAUCGCGCCUCCCUCGAGGUGCACCUCCGCUCCCGCGACGACCUGCGGCGAGAGCUGGACGCGCUGGCGCGCGAGCCGCAGCCGCGCCGCCGACUCGACCGCUUCUCCCUCAACGUUGGAAUCUCCACUCUCAAGGCUUCGGAGUUCCGGCGCUUUCUCGACUACGCCGCCGAGUGCGGCGUCGAGGACCUCCACGUGGAGACGACGCGCAAGAGCCUGGUCGCGGGCGAGCUCAACUUCCACCUGCCGCUAUUGAGCCUGGCCCUUGCGUGCCUCUCGCUCUGCCACAUCAGCGUCUCCAGCAUGUUCCACAAGGGCGCCCGGUCAUUCCACGCUCUAGAGGUCAUCCGGCUCGAAUCGGUCUCCUUUCGCCCGAAGGCUUUCAAAAAAAUGAUGGCGCUGUGCCCCAACCUCCUCACUCUCGAUCUGCGCAGCUGCCGCUGUAACGGUUACGGUUGGGAGUUCGACAGGCUACCACCGAACCUGAGGAGUCUUGCAAUCGCUGGCUGUGAAAGGAUCACCAGUCUGGACUUCGUGCGUGUUCCUAGCCUGCGCUCCUUCCACUACGAGGGCCGCUUCUCCAACUUGCCUUUAUCCAUUCCACGCGAUGCCACGCUUUCUGAUCUUUAUAUUCAGUUAUUUGACUCAGAACCGAUGAAAGAAUGGAAUAUGGAUAACUUGAGGAAAUCUCUCCCGAAGGAUUUAUCCAGCCUCAACGUUCUCACCAUCUGUUACAAAGCCCUCAUGGGUGCAUCUGUCUUGUCAGCCGAUGGAGCCAGUGCCCAGUUGCCCAAUUUCAACUUACACAGUUUGAAAGAGCUACACCUACUCAUGUUUGAAAUGAAAGCUGUCAACCUUUCCAACUUGUAUCUGUUCCUCAAGAUCUUCCAAUGUCCUAAUCUGGAGAGGCUCUUUGUGCAGCUCCCGGCAUAUAGAUGUAAGCCCAUGGAAGGUUGUAUUGAUCAGGUGCUGGAAGAGCCACCGGAAGAUGGCUUAAACAACCUCGUCAUGGUAAAGGUCAUGAACUUCAACUGGAUCCCCACCGAGGUGCAGCUAGUGAGUUUUCUGUUGAGGAAAGCUAGCUCUCUGCAGAAACUGUUAAUAGUUUCUCGCAAUGUCACUCCAGUGGAUUUGCCCGGUGCACCAGAAGCGGACCUUUCGCUUCUCAAAGAAGCUUUGGUCAAUGGCAAGAUAAUGUUGACUACGUCUGACAAUGCAGCAACUCAGCCAUAUCAUGAGGCCUUUAUUGAGUCAUAG